UCGGAAAAAAUAUAUACGUAAGACCGACAUUGACGCCGGGGGGGCAAAAAAUGUCGAAGUGAAUCUGCAGAUUGUUCAGAGGCUCCUUUAAACAGCGCGAGACUUCAGCGAUUAAAACUAUGCUUCAGCUUGGGAACCUGUUUACCCAGUUUCAUCUCAGCUCCAGAGCUCCAGAAAAUGCCCAAAGCCAGAGCUCAAAGCAGACACCAGCACUGCCUGACUUUUUACAACACGUCAGGAAUCUCACCGGGCUCAGAAAGGAAGACGUUUACUGCAACCUGCGUGUCCCUGACCAGUUUCAGACAACCAAAGGCGACAUCAACUUUGUCAUUCUCACAGGCCAAGGGAUCUUCUGCAUAGAUGUCAAACCCUGGAGAGGUGCCGUGUCCGCUCACAACCAAAACUGGCAUGUGCAGGUGAAAGAAGAGGACCAAAACUUUACCAAUACCUGCAUCGAGCAGAUUGAAGAUCCCCUCAGAGCGAUCAUGACCAAGACGGCGAACUUGUGCAGCCAUCUGAACAGGAGCGGAGUGUCUGUGCGCCAGAGUCUCUUCUUCCCCAGGGUCAUGUUCCUCUCUCCGGACUGUGAGCUGGACGAAGGGCUGAGGAAGAAGAGGGAGCUGGUCUCCCACAGCCAGAUAGAUGAUUUCCUCCGAUCUUUCAAGGAGGGCUACGUGGCCUGGAUAUCAGACGCCCUGACUCCAUCCUGGAUCUCCGGUCAUCUGUCGUACAGGCAGAUGGAGUCAGUGCGGGAGGUCCUGCGGCGGGUGGGAACCUGGGAUUUGGUUCGGCUGCACUGUGGCGAGCAGCUGAAAGGAGACUACCAGGGCUGCCAGUACAUCGCUUUGAACCGCCAGGACACGGACACGCUUGAGUUUUCCCGAGUCAAGACCCUGUCUGCUGAUUCACUGUGGGCCCUGCUGGGACACGCUCCUCAGGUAACAGUCAGAAUGUACAAGCGUGGCUGCCACAGCUGGCUGGGUAAAUCCCUCAACGCCACCACCACCAUCCCCUCCAACACCUUUGUGAUCUUCAGGAUCAGCGGUGAGGAGGCAGAUGCCAAAAUCCCAGCCAACACCAUCCACAGCAUCACGCUCAGCAUCUGACGGCGUGUACGAGACGCUGCAGCCCGGCACUGAUGGAGAGGAGGCAAAACAAACCAACUCAUAUCUUAGCUCCUGUGUUUACUGAGUGGUUUAUACGAUGCAGUAAUAUUGUCUUAACAAAACAAAUUCCAAAAGCCUUUAUGUAAAAAAAAAAAAAUAGAAAGAAAGCAAAGACCCAUUAGCCAAUUAUCCUGAUUCUCUGAUCAUCAGUGACAAUAUUAUGUUAAUGAAAAUGAUUUCAGACAAUUAGCCUGAUUAACUUUCUCUUGUUUAGAGUUUCUAGGGCUGGCCCACACUUUACACCAGCCAUUAAUUAAUCAUCAGCUGAUUGUGUCACGUCAGUUCAGGACUGAAGUGUUUAAUGUGUUAAUUGUGGCGGUUAAAACCCGGUGGCCUGUGGCGCGGCGGGGGCCGAGUGUUUCGCUGCCGCCGCGGCUUUAAUGGGAAGUUAUUUACGGUCUGUUUAGACGGUGUAACCGUAAGGUGCUUUAUUAAUAUGCUCCACCGCGCACAGGAGACGAUAACAUAUUCAAGAGCGCGCAGACGCAGCCACCAGCUCCAUUCAUAACUGUGUCUGAGUCACUUUCCAUCAGUUACCAGGCUCGCACAGCUGCGCUAACAGCUAGCAAUCGUAUUUACUGGGCCUGGUAGUGGCCAAAAUGAAGUUAUUUCCAUCAAGAUAUCAGUGCCUUUAGCUAAUGCAAUAGAAGGAGCUCUCUGUCGAUGGUAUCGCUCUGCAUGGCAUCUCUACCUGAAACAUCAUUACACUGUACUCAAGCUCCUCACUUUUUUUAAAUGUCUGUUUGACCUGAGGGACAGAUGAUCCGCGCUCGUUUUAUAAACCGGUUGUUUUUGGAGUUCUCAGUCGUCAGUGCUUGAAUUUCUACGUGUUUUGAUGAAUGUGUUGUUUUUGCAUUUUUAACCUCCGCUGGUCCUCAGGAACUCUUCUCUACACGGCACUUGACAAACAAAAUCGACAGCAUCGGGUCGUCUGGUUCGGGAAUAAUCCCAUAAAUGGUGGGUUCAUGCAAGGUUUACUGUAAUUUUAUUAUUAUUCUUUGAUAUGCAUAAAAUUCGAAGCACUUUCAAGCAUCAAGCCAACUUAAGAAGCGUGAUUGUUACCUAUACUCCUCCGUUGUUAGUUUAGGUGCAUUUUUUAUGUUUGUACUAUCUGGUGUUAUAAUAAAAAAACAUUUAUUUAAUG
Molecule: messenger RNA, 2310 nt
Organism: Stegastes partitus (bicolor damselfish)
Lineage: Eukaryota; Metazoa; Chordata; Actinopteri; Pomacentridae
Exons: 7
Coding region: 120-1106 (328 amino acids)
Source: RefSeq, a predicted model, not a curated record